Rosa chinensis is the source of this 1071-nucleotide messenger RNA. RefSeq lists its product as uncharacterized. The transcript has a single exon. NCBI's taxonomy places the organism in Eukaryota, Viridiplantae, Streptophyta, Magnoliopsida, Rosales, Rosaceae. The record is from RefSeq and is a predicted model, not a curated record. The coding region runs from base 1 to 1071 and encodes 356 amino acids. Gene Ontology annotation, molecular function: zinc ion binding; nucleic acid binding.
AUGGAACAUUCGCAUGAUAGGGCUGUUGGAGGAUCUGUCAAUAGUCCUCCCUGGUUCGAUGGGGGUUGUGAAAAGUACACACAAUGGAAACUUUACAUGAAAUCUUAUCUAUUUGCACAAGAUGAGCAUGUUUGGAAUAUUGUUGAAAAUGGCUGGAAGACUCCGAUGGUUUCUUGCAAAGAUGAAGGCUCUUCCACAAGUAUCCCAAAACCAAGGAAAGACUGGACAGAAGAAGAGGUACGCAAUCUUCAAGCGGAUUUCAAGGCCAAGAAUAGCAUCUUCACAGCUCUAUCUGAACGAGAAAAACUGAGGAUCAAUCAUUGUGAUACUACUAAGCAAGCUUGGGAUCUGCUUCAAACAACCUAUGAAGGUAAUAAAAAGGUACGGGCUCAAAAAUUGCAAAGUCUAAUUUAUGAGUUUGAAACUAUGGCUAUGGGGGAUGAUAAGACAGUAGAUGACUUUCAUAAUAGAAUUAUGAAAAUUGCUGGUCAGUGUCGUAGUUUGGGAACACCAUUUGAAGAUGACAAACUUGUCAAGAAAAUACUGAGGGCCUUACCUGAAAAAUUUUGUUCCAAGGUUACUAGUAUUGAGGACUCUUUUGACAUUGAUGUAUAUCCACUUGACGAGCUUAUCGGAAACCUCAAAACUUAUGAGAUGAGACUAAAGCCUGAGAAGAAAAAUAAAAGUGUGGCCUUCAAGGUAGUUAAAGGAGUAGAAGAGGAAGAGGAGACACUGGAUCUUGCCCUAUUGACAAAGGAAAUUAAAAGAUUUCUCAAAAACAAGAACUCAUCCAGAAAUCCUAAUACUCCUAGGAAAAGCUCUUAUAAUGGCAGUAGCAGCAGUGACUACAAUGGCAAAAGCGGGAAAGGAAGCUUCAAAGGAACUCACUCAGGAAAAACUAAGUGUUAUGAGUGCGGUGGCUAUGGUCAUAUCUCUACUGAUUGUGGAAAUAGGAAGAAUGAAAAUAGCAACAACAAAUCUUUUCUCUCGACCUGGAGUGAUGAUGAGUCUCAGGAAGCAGAAAAUGUAGCUUUUGUAUCAUCACUUCUACCUGAUUCAGAUAGUGACUAG